Messenger RNA from Saccostrea echinata, 6552 nucleotides. RefSeq names its product protein FAM135A-like. The transcript is spliced from 22 exons. NCBI's taxonomy places the organism in Eukaryota, Metazoa, Mollusca, Bivalvia, Ostreida, Ostreidae. The record is from RefSeq and is a predicted model, not a curated record. The coding region runs from base 23 to 3574 and encodes 1183 amino acids.
AAUUUGAGACAGACUGUUGAGGAUGUGUGAGCUACAAGCCACACUUGAGUUCUCCCUAGAAUUCAACAAGUUCUUCAACGUGGACUUGUUCCAGCGUGGGUAUUAUCAAGUACGUGCUACUUUGAAGACUUCACCUAAACUACCAGCUAAAAUUGAGGUGACUUUGCCAAAAGCUUCAGAUGAAAGUUACAUACUGCCAUCCUGUGUUGUUAAUGGUACAGCUAUCACCAAGACAUUCCAGAUUCUGUAUCGAAAUGAAGAUGUGGCAAUUAACGACCUUAUUUUGUACCGGCUUCAUACAUUGGUCGAUGCCAACAAGAUAGAGGAAACUCUGGAUAAAGCAGAUAUACAAGUUGUUCUGGAUUUGUGGUUCUCUGAGGAGGAUGGGGGUCCCCAAGGUCUGCAGGACAAGAUGGAGAGUGUCAGCUCCCGUACCCUACAGCUUCACUUCAGCACCACUAAGGGACUUCACCACUAUGUCCCUGUCCUGUUUGACUACUUCCAUCUGUGUGCUGUGGAGGUCAUAGUUCACGGAAGCUUGAUAGCCAUUCAUCAACCCUACAUCAGUGUCCCAAAGCCCCCAAAGUCAGCAUGGACAAACAAACAGAGCCCAGAUCAGCAGUCCACACUAGAAAUGGUGUACUUUGGAAGCAGGACAGUAUCAGGGGACCCCAUUAACAGUUCCACAAUGAAGCUUCACAAUGCAAUGAAUGUACAUCGUCGGCUGUGUAAGAUCUUACUGUCAGCUUAUGAGAGCCUUCAGUCUAUGUUUAACAAUUUCCUGUCCCAGAUGCCAGGGACAGAUUUCUCCCUGGACUGCAAAGAUUGUCAUAAGAGACUGGAGACUGUAGUAAAUAACUUACAGAAUUUUGACAACGAAGAGGACCUUCUCCAGACAGCGACCACUGACAUUACACAGCUCUGUGCCGAGAAUGUGAUUCUGUGGACACAGUUUAUAGAAGUUGUAUCCCUUGACAAAAAUGUUCUCAUCCAACUAGCACAAGAGCAUCACACAGGAAGGGUGAAGAGAAUGGCAGAGGCCUUUUUUACUCACGAGUAUGCCAAACCAGAAUGUUUGUCUUGUUAUGAGCCCAGUUUUCAUGGACAUGCUGAGUUUGCCAAUAUUGUCAAGAGUUCUGGCUGUAUGCAGAGUCUACCUCCCAUGAGAGUAGAGUGUGUGGAAUUGGAUGGUGAUUUCACCACUCUACCAAUCAUAUUUGAGGACAUUUAUUGUGAUCACAUUCAAAUGUCUGCAGAUCCCCCACCGGCGCGAUCGGUCGUGGAACUUUUUCAGGUCCCUUCCACAUCGCACGACUCAGGCGACACCAGUUCGGUGGUCGACCUUGGGGAAGUGCGAUUGGUCGAGAGACAUAAGGGAAAAGAGAAAUCUGCCAAAGCUGGAGACCCCAAACAGAAACAGAAGAAAAAGCUCAUCAAGAGCAUCAGACCAGACGCUUUCAGAAGACCAUCUUCUUACUCAAUGUCAGAGGUGGACGCUGUCACAGAGAAAGAUGCUCAGAAAGACUGUGCUCUGAUUGGCUACAGGAAAAAGGAAACUGGGUCAGAUUCUCCUGGAUCAGUGGUGGAUCAUUCAGUGGAGUUGGGGACUUUGUGUGAUGAGGCCAACAAACAUGAUCAUCUGUCAUCAUCGUUCUCAAUGCCAUCACUGUUUGUUAGAAAUUCCUGGAGUAGAACUAGUAUUACAUCUCUACCAGACUUUGUAGAAUCUCCCUACAGCAGGCGAAGAAAUGUCAAGUCUGCAUUGAUUGCCAAAGAAUUGCAACAGAUUCAGGAUGAUUUGAAGGCUCAUGGGAAGGAAUCUUUAUCAAAAAAUGAUCUCACUUCAUCAGGUUCUGGAGAAUUAAAGCCAGAAGGGAGAGAUUCUGGGAUAAAAAGUGAUCUGACAUUAAGCUCAGGGGUGGGGACUGGUGUACUCAGUGAGGAGCAGAUCAGUGAGAAAUUAGGACUAAAUGAUGUUCAGUGCUCUGUGAAUGACAGUUUACCGGUUGAGGAACAUGAAGACAAGCAGUGGUAUAUAAACAAAGGGGCAAAAAACAACGAUGAUCUCAGUGAUGAUGAGAGACAUGUGGACAAUGGUUACGAUGCAGUGGUUGAUGCACAAAAAGACGUGGAGGAGUCUAGAUCAUCGCAGAAGGUAGUCAUGCGGUCUGGUCAGAAAGUUGUGAAUGGCACAUACAGUCCUACCCCGAGUCUUUCGAAGGAUAGCGGUAUCAUCACUCAGGGAUCUGAUCUGGAAUUCGAAGACCCAGGGUAUGAUGAAAAAUUAACUGUGAUAGAAUUUCUUAAGCAGGAAUAUGGAAGAAUUCCUAAUAUGUCUUCAAUGGGGGCACAUGGUAGCCCGUAUAGGAAUCCCUUGGGUAAGAUGAAGUCAUUAGAGGGUAAAUUGAAGGAGAAAUCAUUAUCUCAACAUCGGGCAGUCAGUGACACUAAUAUCAUAUCCAGCAUAGAUAAGGCAUCAUCAUCUUCAGGUUCAAAUCAAUCCCACGAUUUGGAGUCUGCCAAGAGCAGCCUCAAAACACGAGUAUCAGCUUCAUACUCAUUUCCUGAGCUUUCCAAAUACUCGGAUAAUGAUAGACCCAAGCUAGUCACUCAGAUUGGUCACAGUACUUUAAGCUUUGUAAAGCUUAGAGAACAACUUAAAACAGAGAUGCAAUAUCAUGGACAGCUUUAUAGUGAGUGUCCGACUCUGGCGUCCAUACAUCCAUACUUCCACGUCAAUGAAGAGAGUGUAGACGACGGGGAUGGCGUACAUUUAGUCGUCUGUGUUCAUGGAUUAGAUGGAAACAGUGCUGAUUUAAGAUUAGUUAGGACAUAUAUAGAAAUGGCUUUACCAGGCCAUAGAAUAGAAUUCCUGAUGUCAGAGCGAAAUCAGGACACCUUUGCUGAUUUUGAUUUGAUGACUGACAGACUUGCCAAUGAGAUUAAUAGUUUUAUAGAACUUUACGGGUUUACUCCUACAAGAGUCAGUUUUGUGGGGCAUUCUCUGGGGAAUUUGAUCAUCCGAUCUGUGAUAACUCUGCCAAAGCUCUCUCACCUGAUUCCUAAACUCUACACAUUCCUCUCCCUUUCUGGGCCUCAUCUAGGAACCCUCUACAACAACAGUGGCCUUGUCAACAUGGGAAUGUGGUUCAUGCAGAAGUGGAAGAAAUCUGGGUCGCUGUUACAGCUGUCACUAAAAGAUCACCAGGAUCCCCGUCAGACCUUCCUGUACAAACUCAGUCAGAAACCAGGUUUGGAGAUGUUCCGUCAUGUGCUGUUAGUGGGGUCUUCUCAGGAUCGCUAUGUUCCCUACCACUCAUCCAGGAUUGAGAUGUGCAAGUCAGCUCAGCGAGAUAGCUCAGGCAUGGGUGCAAUAUAUAGCGAAAUGGUAGCCAACAUCUUGACACCAGUGGUCAACAAUGCAAACUGCAAGCUGAUUCGCUAUGAUAUUUUCCAUGCUCUACCAAACACUGCCAACACAAUCAUCGGAAGAGCAGCUCAUAUUGCUGUUCUGGAUUCUGAACUGUUCAUAGAAAAAUUUCUCACAGUAGCGGCCUUAAGAUACUUCAAGUGACAAGCUGUGCUUAGUCAUUUCAUGUUACUAAAAGUUAGUGACCUUUAUUUAUUAUGAAAAAGAAUAUACACUGUAUAUAAAAAAAAGUCCCAAAUCGUGUAUAUUUUUUUGUCUGUGAUAUGACCCAAUGAUGAGUUAUAUGUGCAACAGUGAUUUUAUGUGGAUCUUUCAGCUGAGGUUUUGAUAUAAUAUACAUAAAAAUACGAAAAAUUCUAGUAUUAUUGGAGAUUAAAUGUUUUAUGGGGAUGAUAAUGCAGUGUUUAUUUGGCAAAAGUACAUGUAUGUGAUAUUGUGGGGUUUUGUGUAAUUUUUGUGUGUGUUUUUUGUUUUUUGCAUUAUUGAGGAUGAGAUGUCAAAAACAUGGGUGAACAAGAUGUGGGAAAUGCCUAUAGCUUCAAGUGUAUAAAAAUCAAACUCAAUUUGUGCACUAAGCAUUUUUUAUUGAAAGGCAGGAAAUUUAGACAAACAAAACUUUUCCAUGAAAAAUGUAUGGUUAAAAAAAAAAUACUGCUGUUUUCUUGGGUUUGGAACCAAAUUGAUGAAAAUCCUGAGUAUCAAUUUUUUACUAAGAGAUUGCCAUGUUAACUGCUAGACCAUACAACUUAUAACAGACCUUUGAGUUUCAAAUAUUUCUUGAAAAGAUGUGAUUGUGUGUCAUUAAAAUGCAUUCUUAAUUAAGGUAUAGUGGGUUCUUUCUCCAUGUUUUUGUUAACGAAAAAUGUAUAUUUCUAUGCAUAUUUUGAAGACAUGCUUUCCAAACAAUGGAACAAAGACCCACUCAUAUUGAAGCAGUGUAAUUGUAUGAAGAAAUGAUCAUUAUUACCCUCUUUGACAUGUGUAUGCUAUUUCAUUGACAAAUAACUUCAAUAUUUGUGAGAGUAUAGCAAAUUGUGGAGAAAGUACGGUAUACAUUAAUGUUUACUGGAAUUUGAAAAAAAAAAUUGUUAUGAUUAGGAUCUACUUUUUUCUCUUUCUGUUUGUUGAACCAUGGGCAUUUUUCCCAGCUUGUUCACCCAUCUUCUUAGUAACUAAAAGACUUUGGGCAAUGAUAGGUGGCAAAACUAAUUUUUAAAAUAAUUACAAAAAUAUAUGUUAACUGCAAAAUGUCAUGGUGUAUGCUUGGGAUUGUUAGAUUAAUGUAAUAAUGUAUAUAGUAUACAUUUAAUGUAGUAUAGUAUAUUUGUGAUAUACAAGUGCUUUAGUUCUUGGUUAAAUAACAUUUUGUAUUAAUAUGAAUAUUGUGAUUGUAACAACUAUUGUGCAUGAAAGAAGUUUAUUUUUUUCAUCCAAUGGAUGAAUUAGCUGAACAUGAACUGUUGUUUAAAUUAAAAUCUAUAUUUAUGAACUACUGUUAUAUGCAUAAUCUUAUAUUAAGGAUUGUUACAUAUAUGUAAUUUUUGUCCUGAUUUAGAUUCACCUGUUAUAGAAGAGGCACUAUUUUUUGCAAUAGUAUUGAUGAAACAGAAUAUUGGAGUUCCUUUUUCACUCAAAUAUACCUUUGUGCAAUGUGCCUUGUCUGAGAGUUAUUUUAGUCUGGCCAAUACUGCAGUUGGAUGUCACAAAUAUUCAAUUUGAUAGUAUACACUCUAAAUUAUAUUUUAUCAACAUUUUAGUCAAUGCUAUGAUUAAAGUACAUGUUGCUUAUCAGACUUUGUCAUGGCAUUAUUUAUAUGUUUGGUACAUUCUUUCAGAGUACAGUAGGACCUUUUGUUCAGUCAUAUUUUGGGCAUUUUGUAAGUGAUGUAAAAUUAAACAAAGGUACAUGUACAUAUUUUGAAAUUCAGUCUACAUUCUACCUUUGCUUUCUCUUUGACAGUAAAUUUCUGUGAUACUAUUCAUUUGUGAUCAUUUGUGUAAAUAUUGUUCUGAUUUUUGAGUAUCUGAGAUAACAUUAUUAAUUUCUGUUAAGUAUGUAGUUUACACUUAUUUAUGUCAAGGAAAAACUGCAAUGGAAGGGCAUAAUAUUUGUUGCAAUGUGGUAGAAGCCCCCCCCCCCCCCCCCCCCAUCCGAAUGAGGUAUUUGACACUUUACUAUAAGUUAGAAUCUCCAAACUUAAUGGUUUCACAAUGCACCCUUUAAAUGUUGAUCAUGAAAUGCACAGCUGGCAUCAUUUGCAUCUUCUUAAAUUUGUUUAUUGUUCAUUAACUUAAUUCUUUGAUUUUUCAUAAGUUUUUGUGAUGUGCAGAUAUUUUAUAUAUUAAUUUAAAUGACAUUGUGUAUUUGCUGUCCAUAUCAGAUUUUUUUUAUGUUAUCAACAACAUGUUUGAAUGUUUUUAGAAUAGGAACAUUCCUUGCAUUUAAUGUCUACAUAUCUCCAUGUCUAGUAUUUCCAAAAGCAGUUCAAGUACAUGCAAAAUACUGAUGCUAUGUAAAGUUUUUAAUUAUAAGCCAUCAUGGAACAGAAAACCUUUCUUUAUUGGUAUUUCCAGUGUAGAUUUUAGUUCCUGUGCAAUGUUUUGGUAUAUGCCUUGGUUUCACAGUUUCCUAAAGUGAUAUAUUCAAAGGAGAGAUUCAAGUAGUAUAUUUUGUCAAAGACAUUGAAAAAAAAUGUCACUUUUAGCAUGUUAAAAAAUAUGAUUGUAUCAUAAACAUCUUUAUGAGAAUGAGAAGAAAAAAUGAAAUUCUUUUCGCUGUUGUUUUCAUUUACUUGAAAAUUGAAUGUGAUAUGGUCCGUAAUUUAUGUAUUUACAACAAACUGAAACAAGUUUAAAGUAUGGGUUGUUGUGUGUUAAAAAAAUUAUCAAAUUUCUCAUGAAAUUUCACUUGAGUUUGAAAUGUACAGCUCCUGUAAUCUUUUUUUUUCUGUUUUUGCUAAGACUUAGAGUUUUCUCAUAAUGUUUAUAUAUUGAAAAGAUUUAGAGAUGUUGCUAAACUGCAUUUUAACAGUACCCUUCCUUUUCCCUGGGAAUCUGAAGUUUGAAUUUUUUGCAGAUUUAAAGAUUAUAACUUCUCCAAGACAAAUACAUCUACCUAGGUA